GAUGGCGGCUGUGCGAGCUUUUCGAACGGUUGUUGGGGCUGAGGGGCUCAAGUUGCGGCUGGGUGUCGGGAGGACCCCGCUCCGACAGUGUUACGCUCCACCCCGUAUCUAGGUGCAUCGUGAUUUUCAGUGCGCAACGUGUGUCAAAAUAAAGAAGGAUGAAGUUGAGAAGGUGUUAAUGAGGCAAGGACGUAGGUUGAUCGAUUCUGUUUGUGUCCACCAUUAUAAGUGUCGUAGUAGUACCCAUUUCCUGAAGCCAGAAUAUCCUACAUUUAACAAGCCAUCUCUUCAACUCAACAAACAAUCAAGAUUUUUCAGAACCUGUACUGCUGUUAAUGGCCAGAUUGUUCAGUUUAAACUUUCUGAUAUUGGAGAAGGGAUAAUGGAGGUUCAUGUGAAGGAAUGGUAUGUAAAGGUAGGAGACACAGUGUCACAGUUUGACAGCAUCUGUGAAGUUCAGAGUGACAAAGCAUCAGUUACAAUAACAAGCCGAUAUGAUGGUGUGGUUCGAAAAAUUUAUUACAACGUGGAUGACACCGCUUAUGUGGGCAAACCACUGAUUGAUAUAGAAACAGAAGCUGUAAGAGCUGUUGUACCGGAACAAGAUGUUGUUGAAGCUCCUGCAGUGUUGAAUGAGGAACACACGCACCAGGAAAUAAAAGGGCAGAAAAUAUUGGCAACACCAGCUGUACGCCGACUUGCCAUGGAGAACAACAUAAAGCUAAGUGAAGUGGUUGGGACUGGAAAAGACGAACGAAUCCUGAAAGAGGACAUACUGAACUACUUAGCUAAACAAACUGGGGCCAUUUUACCACCAUCACCUGAGAUUAGUCCACCUCCACCGGAACCAGUUCAAUCAAAACCGAAAGGGACGCCACCAGUUCCUAAACCAAUAACUCCAACUUUGGCAUUUACUGGAAAAGAUCGAACUGAGCCAGUUAAAGGGAUCCAGAAAUCUAUGGUAAAGACCAUGACCGCUGCUCUGAAAAUUCCUCAUUUUGGUUACUGUGAUGAAGUGGAUUUAACUCGUCUUGUGAAGCUACGGAAAGAGCUAAAAGUUGUGACUGAAGAUCGAGGGAUCAAGCUCUCUUUCAUGCCAUUCUUUCUAAAGGCAGCAUCUUUGGGUUUGCUACAGUAUCCUAUCCUAAAUGCUUCUUUGGAUGAAAACUGCCAAUUUGUAACUUAUAAGGCUUCCCACAACAUAGGUAUCGCUAUGGAUACGCAGCAAGGUCUGAUUGUUCCAGUUGUUAAGAAUGUUCAGGUCCUUAGUGUCUUUGAGAUUGCAGCAGAAUUAAACCGGCUGCAAACUUUGGGCUCUGCCAAUCAGCUGGGGACAAAUGACCUCACUGGAGGGACAUUCGCUCUUUCCAACAUUGGCACGAUUGGUGGCACUUAUGCUAAACCUGUGAUACUACCUCCAGAAGUAGCUAUUGGUGCUAUUGGAAAGAUACAGGUCCUGCCACGAUUUAAUGAUAAAGGUGAAGUGAUCAAGGCUCAAAUCAUGAAUGUAAGCUGGUCAGCUGAUCACCGGAUUAUUGAUGGAGCCACAAUGGCCCGAUUUUCAAACCUUUGGAAAUCCUACUUGGAGAAUCCUGCAUCCAUGCUGCUAGACCUAAAGUAAAGAAAGGUCAUUGAUAAACAACAACUUAGUUCAACAGACUAGUUUCAAGAGUAAUAGGUUUUAUUUCAAAUUGAUUUAUAAAUGCUGCCACGGUCUUCUGUUUUGGUUUUUUUCAUUCUGAACAGUGACUUGUCUAAAGCAGCGGUUUAUAUUUAGUAGAGGUCAGAUUUUGGUUCUUUUUUUAAAUUAAAUGAUGGAAGGGGUAUAAUUCUUGCAGGGUGAGGUUUGCAUUAAACAUCUUCUCUACUUCCUCUUCCUUUAAACUCUCUCCCUGUCUCCCCUGCCCACCAAAAACAAAAAUGGUAAGGUCAUUGUGAAAAGUAAGUAUUGUAGCAUCUAGCUUUAACUGUAUAAACACAUGCCAUAAUUCAA
Rhincodon typus (whale shark) is the source of this 1993-nucleotide messenger RNA. It is a transcript of the gene dbt, whose product is annotated as dihydrolipoamide branched chain transacylase E2. Gene Ontology annotation, molecular function: acetyltransferase activity; lipoic acid binding. Lineage: Eukaryota; Metazoa; Chordata; Chondrichthyes; Orectolobiformes; Rhincodontidae. The record is from RefSeq and is a predicted model, not a curated record. The transcript is spliced from 12 exons. Gene Ontology annotation, cellular component: mitochondrion; cytoplasm. The coding region runs from base 179 to 1621 and encodes 480 amino acids.